AUGAAGGUGGACGGGAAGGGGAAGGAAGAAGUGGUAGAAGAGAUUUGGGGGAAGAUAGGUGCGAAAGAGAAAGUAGAGGAAGUAAGGAGGAUAGGCAAAGUGGAUAGAGAGGGGAGAGGUAGAUUGCUGGUGAAGAUGGAAGGAGUGGAGGGAAAGAGGAAGGUAAUGAUGGCAAAAAGGGAAUUAAAAGGGAGGCCGGAAAGAAUAGAAGACGAUAGAACAGAGGAAGAAAGGCGGGCAAGGUGGAAGAUAGAGAGAGAGGCGGAAAGAGAGAGAAGAGAGGGAAAGAGGGUACAGAUUGGAUGGGGUUACGAGCAGAGAAGGGAAGGCGAAAGAGGGAUGGAAAGAAGUGUAAAAGGAGGAUCAGGAGAGGAAAGAAGGAUAUAUAAGGUGGCGUUUUGGAAUGUGGCAGGACUGAAGAACAAAGAGAAGGACUUUCGGGAGGGAAUAAAAAAAUGGGAUGUAGUGGUGAUGUGUGAAACAUGGGUGGGAAGAAGGGAGUGGGAGGGAAUAAGGAGUAAAGCGACGAAAGGAUAUGUGUGGGAAUUACAAUAUGCGGUAAGGAGAGGGAAGAAAGGACGGGCUAUGAGGGGAAUGCUUAUAGGGGCAAGGGAAGGAAUCAAAAUGAUGAGAGUGGAAAGGGAGGAGGAGGAGGAGGAAGAGGGGAUAAUGGCUAGGAAAAUAUGGUUAGGGGAGGAGGUGUGGAAUAUGAUAGGAGUAUAUGUGAAUAAGGAUUUGCAGAAGAAGCUGGAGAGAAUGAGGGAAUGGAUGGAAGAAAGGGAGAAGGGAAACGAGGGUAAGAACGGUAAGGUUGGUAGUAGAGGAGAAAGUGGAAUCGGACCACCAACCAGUGGUAGUAUGGAUAGAGGGUGGAAAAGGGGAAGAUGGGAAAAGAUGGAGAAGGAGGAAAGGGGGGAGAGUGAAAAAGGGGUGGUGGACAGAAGACAGAAGGAAGGAAUUUGGGGAAGGGUUUGUAGGGAAAGAAGGAAGGGGAAAAGAGGUAGAAGAGGUGUGGGGAGAAUUAAAAAGGGAGGUAUUCCAGGUGUUAGAAAAGAUGGAGAAGAAGUAUAA
Hylaeus anthracinus is the source of this 1071-nucleotide messenger RNA. RefSeq lists its product as uncharacterized. The record is from RefSeq and is a predicted model, not a curated record. The transcript is spliced from 3 exons. Lineage: Eukaryota; Metazoa; Arthropoda; Insecta; Hymenoptera; Colletidae. The coding region runs from base 1 to 1071 and encodes 356 amino acids.